AUGGACCAUCCGACCCUCAAAAUUAUUGUUUUGGGGGAUUCCGGAGUGGGGAAGUCGUCGGUGUUGAGUCGCUAUGUCAACAAUACGUUCAGCAAUGUGUUCCGGACCACGAUGGGCGCGGAUUAUUUCACGAAACUGUCGGCAGUAAAGGGGAAGAAAGUCAAUUUACAGGUAUGUGGACUUUUUACUAUGAACCAUUUUUCGCGUACGCUCGUCAGCGAAUACCGCAUUUUUUGAGAUUUUUUGAAAUCUUUGGGAUGAAAUAUUACGACGUUGAAUGAAAGCCAUAAUACGAUGUUUUUACCAAAAAUCGCCAUUUCACAGGCGAAAAUUUGCGAGAGCCUAGCCAAAAAAUGUUCUCUCUCUGACCAUUCUCCACAUUUCGCAAUCUCGUCGGCAAAGAUCGCUGAAUAUUUCGGCUGUGCCUUCAAAGCACAAACAAAAACCUUCAGGAAUUAAUAUGUGGCCUUUCAAGGGCAUAUAGGUCAAAUUUGAAGAAAAUCUGAGCGUCACAAUUUGAACACUUGUAAGCCAAACCACAAUUGAAAUCUUACAAAGUGCUCAAGUUUGUGACGCUCAGAUUUUCUUCAAAUUUGACCUUCAUGCCCUACGAAGUCACACAUUAAUUCCUAAAGAUCUCUGCUUGUGCUUUGAAGGCAUAACGGAGAUAUUCAGCGAUCUUUGCCGCCGAGAUUGCGAAAUGCGGAGAACGGUCAGAGAGAACAUUUUUUAGCCAGAUCCUUGCAAAUUUUCGCCUGGGAAAAGGCGAUUUUUGGUAAAAACAUUGUAUUAUGACCUUCAUGCAGCAUCGUAACAUUUCAUCCCAAAAAUUUUAAAAAAUUUCAAAAAACGUGGUAUAUUUUUUAAUUAAAUCAACACUCAGAUCUGGGACACCGCCGGCCAAGAGCGCUUUCAAUCGCUAGGGACUUCGUUCUACCGAGGUGCCGAUUGCUGCGUAUUGAUCUUCGAUUUGACCAGAGAGAAAACCUUCGAAGCCAUUCAACGCUGGCGACGAGAAUUCAUUCGGCAGACCUCGUAGGUGCCUCAAACAAAAUUGUUAAUCACAAUUCUAUUUUCAGACUACCCGACACUUUUCAAUUUGUAAUCAUUGGGAAUAAACUGGAUUUGGAGAAUGAAAAAUUGAUAAAGAAAGAGCGAGUUCUCGAAUAUUGUGAUAUCGAAGGGAACACUGCGUAUUUUGAAGUAAGUCUCAUUUUAUUUACCAAAAAUUUUUUGUAAUUUUUAGUGAGCAACCCAGAUUUUCUGCCUGUUUGUCCAAUAUUUCCAUUUCUAUAAGGCCAAGCCAGCGCCAGCCGUCAAAAAUACCGAAAAAAAGAUCGAAAUGGGCACGGAUUUGUUAUAAAAAAGUAUCAGAGAGACACAAAAAGACUCUCAGUUUUGACAGAAGCCAAAAUAAGCAGUCUUUUUGUGUCUCCCCAUACUUUUUUAUAACAAAUCCGUGCCCAUUUCGAUCUCUUUUCGAGAUUUUUGGCGACUGGAACUGGCUUGGCCUUUUAGAAAUGGAAAUAAUUGGAUAAAGUUCUCACUUUCCCUCCAGUAUCACAUUACCCUCUACUUUUUUCAGGUCUCCGCCAAAACCGGCGCCAAUAUAGACGAAGCCUUUCAAACGGUUGCCGAAUUUGCCUACAAAUCCUAUGAGAGGAACCGAGCCAAAGUCAGUUUGCUCAAGAGAAUUCGAUUGGAAGCCGAGAAUGCGGAGAAAGCGAAACACUCCUGUUGGCAUUGUUGGUAG
This is a messenger RNA of Bursaphelenchus xylophilus (pine wood nematode), 1753 nucleotides long. The record is from the annotation of a GenBank genome assembly. NCBI's taxonomy places the organism in Eukaryota, Metazoa, Nematoda, Chromadorea, Rhabditida, Aphelenchoididae.